UUCAUUUCUUCUGUCUCUAGUUCUUCGCUGUCAAAACCCGACAAGAAUGAUCCGUCCACCACCUUCCACCACCCGCGCACCUACUAUCUCCACCAACACAAGCCAUCCAGACCAUAAAAAUUCAAACCCUCAAAGCAACACCAAUAAAAUUCAACUCAGCAUUGAUUCAAACAUGGCAAAUGUGACAUCGUCUUCUUCGGCGGCAGUAAUGGUCGAUGGGUUGGAAGCAGACUCAGUUUUGUCCAGGUCCGAGUUCUUGACUCGGGAAGAAGUCCUGAAACGCCGGUCUCGCCGAGUCAAACAGCUUGCCAAGAUCUACAGAGACCAGUACUGGGCUCUAAUGGAAGAGCUCAAGCUCAAGUACAGAGAAUAUUAUUGGCAGUACGGUAAAAGUCCCUUUCAGGAGGACGAGGACAGAGAGAACAACAAGAAUUGCACACAAGGAACGGCAGAGAAUGGCAAUAACAGCAAUAAUAACGAGUAUGCUGUGAAUCAGUGUGGGGUCCAUGGGUGUAAGGCCAAGGCCAUGGCUUUGACCAAGUUCUGUCACAUGCACAUACUUUCGGAUGCCAAGCAAAAGCUUUACAAGGCUUGCAAUUACACAAUCAAGAGAAAUAUGCAUAUAUGUAUGGGAAUUGAUUUUGUGAUGUAUCCAGGUGAUAGUUUGGGCAUGAGAAUCUCUUUCUAUGUUCAAGAGCAUGAUGAUAAAGUCCUUUAUUUGUUAUGCGUUAAGUUCUUUCCAGGUUCUCCCACUGUAAUAUCUGGUUCUCUAGCCUUUUACCUAUUACACAAUAACUUUAGUUCACCAACAGGGCCGAUACUUUGCGGAAAGCCAAUAUUGAGAUCCACCAUUCCUUCCCUUUGUGCUCCUCAUUUUCAGAAAGCUGAAAAACAUGUCGCUCGGGCUCUUAAGAAGGCAGGUCUCAAUGCCACUUCUACAAGUAAGCUUUCGCCCAAGUUCCAUCUCAUUGUUGCGGAAUACGUCCACCAAAUCCAAGCUAAAAGAAGAGCUGCACAGAAGGCAACUAUAGAGAACUUUGAAUCCAAGGAGGACAACAGUCUUAAGGUUGUGUAGUAUUUGUAAAGGUUCUCUUUUGUAUGACUCUUGACCAGUUGGUGCCAACAGAUGGGUAAAUAGUUGAAUGAAUGAUAGCUCUGAUUAACUGGAGCAAAACAAAGAUUUGGAUGGCAUUGGGACUAGUGCAUUGAAAGUUGAAAUUUUGCAUAUGAAAGGUACCAUACACUAUCUCGAUGCCUCAGUAAUUGCUUUGAAAAAUUUUUUCUUUUCUUUUUUCUUUUUCAUUUUUGGAUUGAGCUUCAUAUGAUGCUUUUUGUUGCCAGG
Messenger RNA from Ilex paraguariensis (yerba mate), 1342 nucleotides. NCBI's taxonomy places the organism in Eukaryota, Viridiplantae, Streptophyta, Magnoliopsida, Aquifoliales, Aquifoliaceae. The record is from the annotation of a GenBank genome assembly.